This is a messenger RNA of Poeciliopsis prolifica (blackstripe livebearer), 8862 nucleotides long. RefSeq names its product acid-sensing (proton-gated) ion channel 1c (gene asic1c). The transcript is spliced from 11 exons. Gene Ontology annotation, cellular component: membrane. The record is from RefSeq and is a predicted model, not a curated record. Gene Ontology annotation, biological process: sodium ion transmembrane transport. Bases 918 to 2489 code for a protein of 523 amino acids. Lineage: Eukaryota; Metazoa; Chordata; Actinopteri; Cyprinodontiformes; Poeciliidae.
GAAAGGCUCCGCACGGCAGAAUAUAAAUCUGUAUGUUAACAGGACUAAAGCUCGGGGGUCUUGAGGUGGCUUUAGUGCUGAUGCUGCUCGGGGGGUGCUUAUAAAACCUCAAGAGGUGGUCUUCUUUCUUAACUGUGGAUCUGUGCAAAAAAGGAAGUGGAACCCGUGGAAUCAGUGAACGCCGGUGUGUCAGGCACGGUGGUGGGCUGGUCGGAGGUCUCUGACCCCCUCAUUUUCAUUUCUUGGAAGAAAAGAGAAGCGCUAAGAGACACCAGAGAAAAAGGAAGGUGACAGCGAGGGACCAGUGAGCCAUUUCUCUCUUUAUUACUCUCAUUCAGAAAACCAUUGCAGCCUAUUAUCAAUGCGAUGUAGAGGCAUUCUCUCCGAUUGGAGGAGGAAGGGUCCCAUUGACUGCUGAGGCUUAGCGCCCCUCUUUAAACGCUAGUCCUUUUCAUCUCAUUCCCCCUCUCAUUGCCUAUAUCCUUCUGUCUGCUGUUUUCUGUUCUCUUUCCUUGUCCCUUUCUUUUGACUCGACUCAGGAAUCAGGAGACAUUGCGUUUUUUUUUAGAAGUGGGUGUUUCUGUCAUUGUUAUUGGUGCCUCUGCAAAGGACAGCUGAGCGUGGAGAGUGAGAGACAGCUUUGGAGAUAAUAAAACGGCAAACUGAACGAAAAGGGGGAACCUGGCACUCCAGGAACAGCUGACAAACCAAUGGCAUGCGACGCACGAUGAAAAGAAAAGUGUUACAGAGUCUGACAACCAUUUUAAGGUAGCUAUUUACUGAAAAUAUUUCUCCUUCUUGGAAGAAAAAAAAGAGACGGUGUGCCAAACAUCAAUGGUUACAUUUUGCUUUUCCUGUUGCUAAGCGAAGUCUCUAACCUGAAGUUCGUUGAGAGUACUGAGCAUCACUUUACAGCCAUGAAAGGAAGCUCACAAGAAAGCAUUGAAAGUGUCAGGCCCUCGAACCUGCAAGCAUUUGCCAACAUAUCCACCCUCCAUGGCAUGAGUCACAUAUUUGCCUAUGGACAUAUGACAUUUCGUCGAUUUCUUUGGACUAUUUCUUUCUUGGGCUCAUUAAGCUUACUGAUGCUGGUCUGCAUGGAUCGGGUGUCGUAUUACCUGGAGUAUCCUCAUGUCACCAAAUUGGACGAAGUGGCAGCCACAAACCUCACCUUUCCUGCUGUCACCUUCUGCAACCUCAAUGAAUUUCGUUUCUCCAAAAUCACUAAAAAUGACCUUUAUCAUGUUGGAGAGCUCCUGGCCCUUCUUAACAAUAAUCACCAGAUCGCCAACCCACAUUUGGCUGAAGCUGAGGUUCUGGCUGUGCUAAAGGAAAAGGCGAACUUCCAGAACUUCAAGCCCAAGCUCUUCAAUAUGACAGAUUUCUAUAACCGAACAGGGCAUGACAUCAGUGACAUGCUUCUGCAGUGCACCUUUCGGGGAGAGGAAUGCUUCGCUGUAAAUUUCACCACAAUUUACACACGCUACGGGAAAUGCUACACCUUCAACUCAGGGUUAGAUGGCAACCCUCUGCUGACCACAUUGAAAGGAGGCACAGGGAAUGGCCUGGAAAUCAUGCUGGAUAUCCAGCAGGAUGAAUACCUGCCUGUUUGGGGGGAGACAGAUGAGACAUCGUAUGAAGCAGGCAUCAAGGUUCAGAUCCACAGCCAAGACGAGCCACCCUUCAUUGACCAGCUGGGAUUCGGUGUAGCCCCUGGUUUUCAAACUUUUGUGUCAUGUCAGCAGCAACUGCUUCAGUACCUCCCACAACCUUGGGGAGACUGCAAGUCCACACCGAUAGACUCAGAAUUCUUCUCCACGUACAGCAUCACUGCAUGCCGCAUUGACUGUGAAACCCGGUACCUGCUGGAGAACUGCAACUGCAGAAUGGUUCACAUGCCCGGUACUUCAACAGUUUGCACACCUGAGCAAUAUAAAGACUGUGCUGACCCAGCUUUAGACUUUUUGGUAGAGAAAGACAACGAUUACUGUGUCUGUCAGACCCCCUGCAACAUGACUCGCUAUGGCAAGGAGCUGUCCAUGGUAAAGAUCCCCAGUAAGGCAUCUGCUAAAUAUCUGGCUAAGAAAUUCAACAAAACUGAGCAAUAUAUUGGAGAAAAUAUAUUGGUGUUGGACAUCUUCUUUGAAGCUCUAAACUAUGAGAAAAUUGAGCAGAAGAAGGCCUAUGAAAUUGCAGGGCUUCUCGGUGACAUUGGAGGUCAGAUGGGGCUUUUCAUUGGAGCCAGUGUUCUAACAAUACUGGAAAUAUUUGACUACCUAUACGAGGUGUUUAAGGAUAAGGUUCUGGGUUACUUUGUGCGCAAGAAACGGCCGCAGCGUUGUCAGAGCGACAAUCUGGAGUUUCCAGAGAACCCAACCAGCCCUGGUGUCACGCCUAAUCAUGCCCCCAGAGCACAUGUGACACCCUCCGGAGUCACUCGGACAGUCUCGGAUUCACGCCGAACAUGUUACCUCGUCACCCGACUUUAGGCAACUUUGAGGAAUUUGCUUGUUGAUGACGCAACGCAGGGGCUGGGGCACAUUUUGAGACUUGACGGCAAACUGUGAAAUAAUUUGUGCAUUCAACAGAUAAGCAUUAAGUGUAUGCUCAAAAGCAGUCUGAUAGAAAUAGAAUAUCACCAUCAACACACACAAAAAGAGACCACUUCCAAAACAGAACUCAGGUUUAACACCCAUGUGAAGGGCAUCAAUGUUCAUUUCAUUCACGUUUCAUUUUGUAUCUUUAGUUUUGUUGGACUGUCAUUUCAAAUCAAACAAUCCUCACAGACAAAUCUGUCUAAAAAUGGGUCUACAAUCUAUGUUGAGUUUUGUAACAGCAUUAUGUCAGUUUUGCUGUGUAUUAAUUAAGAAAACAACAAAUAUAGGGACUGGUACGUGCAAAAGUGUUAAUUGUUUUCAGGUCUAUAUGUCCCACCACUUAAACCAGUGCUGUAUUGAAUAACCAUAUACUUUUAAGAGGCAAUUGUUGGUUGAAAGAGCUUCUAAAAUCUGAAUAAGAAUACAUGACUAGUGUUGCCUUUUGCUACAUUGAGACUAUUAAAUGUCUCUAAUUAGACAACUGUGCUUACUUGACUUUGAAAAAGAGCAGGAACUUCAAUAUUUGUACAUUUGUACAUUUGCAGUAUGUAUUGUUUUACAAUUACUAUGUGACAUAUUGAACCAAAAUUUAAUUCAUUUUAAGUUGUUUUUGGUGAUGAAAAAGGCAUUUGAUUGUAACUUCAGCUUAUUUAAAAUUUGUUUUGGAAUUUUUUUCUUUUUUUUUGCAUUUUGUCCCAUUUUGUUUUUUAUUUAAUUCUCCCUCCCAUUUAAAGGGAUGCUAUCCAAUUAUCAGUUCAAAUAACAUACACAUGAUAAUAUGUUUAGUCACUGAAUAGACAGAAUCUUAAAAGCACAUAUCUGUAAUUUAAUUCAUCAUAGACAACAAGGACAUUUCAGCAAUGCAUCAUGUCCAAUACCAAAAAUAUUCUUUGUCUGACUCACAUACCAGAUUUUUUAUUUGCCAAACUUAAUUACUCCUUUCCAGAUUUUUCUUCUGAAACAGAAGUUCUACCAGAACACAUGACCUAAUAAGUUAUGUUUCAGAUAUUAAUUGUGAAUUACAAAAUUAUUCUGACAUUAAGUAACAUGUGGCUCUAAUAUUUACAUAUAUUGCAUUGGUACUUGAAUAAAAUUAUCUUUUUUUUUCCUUUUUUAUAUGAACAUCUUGGACUGAAAUUUCUAUGUCCUAUACGCAGUCUUUGAAUGAACUCAAUUGUUCAAGUAAUAUUUUGCUGAAAUGAUUUGAAAAUUAUGUCAGGCUAACCUGCUGUAGCAGCCUUUCAAAGCAUUCGGCAUGCAGAUGUGAGCGAAUCGUACAGACAAAUUGGAAAGUAUAGCACUAGAAAACAAAUGCUAAUAUUGAAUCAUCGCAAUGACAUUUGUGUAGCAUUCACGUAAAUUUUGUAGCAGUACAGAAUAUGUGCCAAAUAUAUUGCUUUUCUGAAUUGUGACAGUCAUGGAAGAAAAAUAUGACAUCACUAAAAACAGGCUGUGGCUGCCUAGCUUAGCUAGAGAUAAAGUUACUAUUGCUGCAGUGCCAGACAGGUAAAAAGGUGAUUCUGCAACUUUUGUUUUCUCAAAGUCACAUAUUGUCAUGCACCAGUGAAACAUAAUGCUGAUAUGCAAUAUUAUGAUAGGUUUUAAAUAGCCCUGUACAUUUGAAAUGUUCUUCUUGACUUGAAAGAAUUGGACAAAGGAUAUUUGCGAUAGGCAUCCCGUUUAGCAACUGAAUGGGAAAUUUGACAAAAAAAAUUUAAAAUAUAUAAAAUUAUUUUAAAUCUUUAAAAAGUAUAUAUAAAAACUCAUUUGUGAGAAGCUAGAUGUAAGAAAAACAAUCUUGAUUGGCUAUUGUAAGACAUUUUGUACAAACAACAGCAUUAAAACAAACAACUAACAAUGUCUUUUUAAAAUGUUAUGUUUAAAAGCUUAAAAACUAUUUGGAGCAUAGGAGAGGUUUGAUUAUACAGUGGCCUGCCUUUCUUCACUAUAAACGAGAUGUUCUGAUCACAGAUAAAUGUAAACCAGUCCAAGAAAUACAAAGUUAAAUAUUGGCACUGAAAUUCAGAACAAGAGUAAGAUAUGAUUUGACGUUGAAAGAAAAUACUUUAUUUGCCAAAUGAAGUCAUUGAACACAUUAUUACGAAUUUCUAAUUUCAAGUUUCAUCACUAAUUUGUAAUUCCUUGCACAAUUUAUUAAUCUUUACAAAACUUGGUAGCUUUAAAACUUAAUUGUAUUUUAUUGGGAUUAAAUGUGAUAGACCAGCACAAUGUUCAUAUUUUAAGGUGAAAAGGCAAAAUAUUUUUCGACAUUUGGGCGCUGUGACAUUGUAGCCACUAUAUCAGACAAAGAAUUUAAGAUGACUAUUGUAAAAAGAAUAUCAGAUGAAGAAAUUGAAAGAGCUUAAACAGGAUUAGCCGAAAGAAAAUAAAAUAUGUAUAUUUACCAAAGCACCCUAUUAAGUCUGAUUCUCAGUUGUUCUACAAAGAAGAAUAAGGAGACAUUGUUAAUGAGAGAUAUAGUUGGUGGUGAGACAUACCCCUAUAGACCUGCAGCUAUAAUUGCAGUAUUGACUCAGGGUGGCUAAAUACAAAUGCAAGUCACAUUUUACAGAUCAAUUCAUUUUUGCAUCUCUUACUUUUAUCUAAAACUUACGGACUAAUUUUGUCUAUCAUUUAAAAUCGCAUCGAAGUUACCCUGACAUUGAAGACUCUAGUGUAAAAAUACGUGAAGUGGGAUAAAGCACUGUAAUAUUUUGGUUGUUGCCACAUUUGUUGUCUGAAAAACUACCAAAACUAACACUGUAAUGGGGAAAAAAUAAAAUAGCAACAGGGACAACAAAAGUGACAUCUUUCACUGUGAAUGAACAAGAAUUAUGCCAGAUGAUACCACAACCGAAUGCAAAAAUAGUAAAAGGUAUUCUAAACUUUUAUUUAACUGAAACUUGGAAACAAUGGUUUUUCACAUAUUUACAAAUAUGGAGUCUCAUUGGGUUAUGAAUAAACACUUUAUUCUGGGAGGUAGAGCUGAGUCUCGUAGCCAUAUCAGCUAAAGUGAAAAAAUUACUUUGAGGUGAUGAAAUUUCCAUAAUCACUUUCAUCUCUGGAGAAAAAAAAAAAGGUAGUUUUCAUAAAUGCAACAUUGAUUUCACUUGAACAAAAACCAUUUGGCUUGCUGCUGCCCUUCUUAUUUAACCUGUUCUUCCAUCAUAGUGUCUUAAAGGUAUUCAGCAGCACAAUCCCAUGUGAUAGUAAUGUAUACACUACUAAGAAGAGUUUAAAAAGACUGGUGACAUUCCGAAACUUGAUAGAAACUUGUAAAUACCUGCAGUCAAAUGCUAUAAAAAAAUAAAUAAAUAAAGCAUUGCAUUUUAUCAGUAUUUAUUAACUGAUAAAUACACAUAGAUAUUAUUCUUUAUCCAUUAAUAGAAUUUGGAUUCUACAUCUUUUUGGGGAUUACACGCUGACUUAUAAAAUAAUUUGCCUCAAACAUCAUAACCAUGCUUCACAGCACUACUCAGUUUGGUUGAUUUAUUAAGAGCUACAUUGUACAAAUUGACUGACCACUGUAUACAAACAUUAUAAUCCCAGAAAAUGUAAUAAGUCACAAAUAAGAGUUUGUGAUGUAUAAAUUAUCUAGUAUAAUAAACUAUAUUUACCAAUUCAUGCUUAAGUACAUAACUUUUAUCUUGGUGUCAUGCUUCUUCCUUUGUUUCAGGUAUUUAAGUCCUUGUCUCUCAAAUAUCGGACCUGUAGGUACUGAGCAACCUACAGGUCUCAAACCCACCUUUUUCUUUCUUUCACAUGAAAGGUUUUAGAUGUAACAGUUUCAUUUUAUGGUGUUCAAACAGCUGUCGUGUUAUUACUUUGUAGUUUGUGUCUUAGAUGACUGUUGAUGUGAAGCACAAACCCUUGGAAAUUAGCCAUCUCUUGAAAGCCAAUGAUGGGAUGUCUGUGAUCCUGACAGCCUUGUGUGGCUCUAAUUUAAAAUGACACACACUGUUAAAUAUGAUGUGCCGUAGGCUCUGACAACAGGAACAGGAACGGAGCUACUUUUAAGGCAGAUCUUUUAAAAGGUUUUACAUUUUCAGGACAAAAAAAAGAUAAAUGGAGUUGCAGUAAAAGCAAUAAAGGUAAAUGUGGUUAUGAGAAUGGUGUAAAAAGAAAAAAAAGGAGAGGGACUUGAGCUACAUGAAAAUAGGUAAAUGUCAUUAAAUUAGAAUAUUGUUGGUGAAUUUAUUUCUGUAAUUCCAUCCAGAAAAAGAACUAUUUCUAGCAGGUAUUGAUUUUAUUGAUAUAUAUAUAUUUUUUUAUAACUCUGGUCUACAAAUCCAGUAUACAUAAGUCCAGUAAAAACAUUUUCAUUUUGAAAAUGUUAUAUCAUUAUCUACACAGUCGAAAAAUGUAAUUGCUGAAAAAGCUAGUUAUUCCGAGUCCCUUAUCUGAGCAUUAUAUUGGAAAGAUAAAUGAAAAGAAAAACCUUUAGAGAAAAAGGUGCACGAGCAACAGGGUUGAUAGACUUGAGAUUAUAAAACAAAUUGUUAGAACAUUACUGAACCAGAGACAAUGUCUAAAGCAUAAUAUCCAGGCUUAAAAAGAGACCUGAAAGUCUUCUUUUUAGUUGGAAGUAUGUUUUACACUACAAGUAGCUAUCGAGGUCUCAGAGUCUGGAGGAUAUGGCACAGAAUCCAAGUUGCCUGACAAUCAAUUUAAAGUUUUGAUUGUCAGCUAUAAUUUGGGGAGUCAUGUCAUGUGCUAGUGUUGGUUCACUGCCUGUUUUCUAAGUUCUAAGUCAGCACAGCCAGCUAUCAAGACAUUUUACAGCACUUUAUGACUCUGCUUAAAAACUAUGAGGAGAUGGUUAUUUUAUCUAUCCUCUAGACUUGAAUCCAUCCCACGCUACUUUAAUUACCAAUACUUGUUUAGUGAUCAGAAUAUUACUAUACUCGAUUCACCAUCAAGUAAAAUCUUCGGUGAGGCCUUAAGCCUCACCGAGAAUAAAGAUUACAGUAAAGAAGAGAAAGACAAUCACCAAACUUAACCCAGCAGACAAGCCGAAGGUUGAUAUGAAACAGCCUGCAUUCCUUAACACGUCAGUAGAGUAAUGCCACCUCAGUGCCAUAAUGCAUUGAAGCAGGAACACAUGCAAAAGAAGACCUGACCUACUGUAAAGUACAGUACAUGAACGUACUUUUCAGUGGGCUGUUUAAUUUCUGCAUUAAUUGUUUUUGUUGGUCUUAUGUCCUAAUUUUACAAAAUAUUUUUUGGUAUUUUUAUUAGCUGACAGUCAUAAUCUUUAAAGUCACCAGCGGUAAAUGUUUAAAUAUAUUACAGUGGUUAACUUUAUGGAUGAUAGAAUUACUGAAAAGAAUUUAUUAAUUACAUUCUAAAUUAAUGAUAUUAAAUUAUUCUGCAUAAGUAGCAGGAGUGGAUGUAAACAUAAAUCUACCAAUUGUAACAAAGGUAUGAAGGUGGCCAUUGUAUAAAAACCAUUACCAUCCAAACAUUUAACACAGAGGUGCCAAUUAUUGUUACACUAUGAUGCUGCUCUGAUGCUGCUGCAUUGCUCUGAUGGAUUUGGGUGGGAGUUAAGUUUCUGGGGGGGAAAAAAGAAAAAAAAAACUGACUCGACUUUUCUGCAUAGAGAUCCUAGAUGAUGGCUUUGUUGGAAGGUCCCGGGUCUUUACCUCUAACCCCAACCCCUGCCUUAUUACAUGUAAAAGAACAGCAGAGUGUACCUGAGCUGGCAGAAAUCAUCAGUGAACUUCAUGAAAUUGAUAUUUACUGCAUAGCUAUAGUCAAAAUACAAGUAUUCUAAACAACAAAACUAUUUUAUGCUAAUAUUUUACAGCAAAUCACACAUUUUCUCCUUGCAUGAUCAUUAUGUAUUCCUAAUAUAUCAGAUCUAUCAAUGUAAUGAUAGCUAUGCUGUUCACUUUGUAUUGUCCAUGGUGUAUUUCUGGAGUCAGAUGAAUCAAAAAGGGUUUUCAUCACAUCUUUAUGAAAUGUAUUUGACAAUAAUACACACAAACCUCUUAGCUAUUUAAGCAAAGGUUGUUAAAAUAUAUUGCAGCUUAAAUUGAAGCUAAGGUGUGCCUUUAAGACAGAUUCUGACAGGUAAUAUCAUUUUAUCCUACCCAACACACACAUCACAAAUAUCUGGAGACCUGGAGUUGUUUCAUCUGGCUCUACAUGCACUCUGUGUAUUUUACUGUAGAUAUGUGAUUUUAACUCUGUAUAUUAAAUAGUUAUUACACACUUGACUAUGUGGUUGCCCAUGAAUUAAAACAUUUCCUCUUUUUAAAGA